Molecule: messenger RNA, 1332 nt
Organism: Crotalus tigris (Tiger rattlesnake)
Lineage: Eukaryota; Metazoa; Chordata; Lepidosauria; Squamata; Viperidae
Gene: TMEM213
Product: transmembrane protein 213
Exons: 3
Coding region: 117-386 (89 amino acids)
Source: RefSeq, a predicted model, not a curated record
CCACAGAUCUGGACUCAACAUUUGACUUUGCAUUGGAUCCUCCCCUUCUACUGUUGGUGUUGGUGACUUUGGGACUCACUAGGACGACAGUGGCUGCUGGGAUCCAAAGUCCUGAGAUGGAGCCAGUGAUCUGCAUUGCCAUCUCUAUUCUUUUGCUCUCUUCAGCUUGCCAGGACACAUUUUCAAAAGCGAUGGAAGUAGAAUCUACCAAUUUUUCCUGUUCUCAUCCUGAAUUCUGCUCUGAAGCAGCCACCUGUUGCCAGAUUGGUAUGGAUGGGUACGGUUGGAUUGCUGCAGCAGUUGGCUGGAGUCUCUGGUUUCUCACCCUUAUCAUCUUCUGCAUUGAUAAAAUGACGAAGCUCAGGCCUGAUGAAUCCAAAUAUUAGGAAGCACCAGGCUAAGGAAAACCAAUCCACACUUCUACUUCUUGAUGCCUUUCGCAAGGAAGUUGGAGGGAAAAAAUAACCCAGACUAUUCAACUGCGAAGUGUAGAAUAAGAAUUGGUGCGCUCUACCAAAACAAUCUAAGAAUGAAGCCCACAAAAAAGAUUUUAUAGUUUUAAUCCUGCUCUCAAUUUUGCAACAUUGGAGAACAGAACCACUGCUCUGGUUUGCAGAAAUAUUUGCAAUCAUAUGAAGCAAAAAUUUGCACUUUGGAUUCUUUUCUUCUUGUUAUGAAUUGAACAGCUAACACUGAAAGGACCAUUUAUCCUCUCUCUUAAGUGGCUUAAAAGUCAGCUAGCUCAGAAGUCCCCAACCUUUUGGGCACCAGGAACCGGUGCCAUGGAGAAAGGUUUUUCUGUGGACCAGAUGGGGUGUGGUUUUGACAACUGCCUUCAUGAUGGAGCUUUGCUUGUUUGUGCAGCCCACUUGCUGGCAAGCCGUGGACCGGUGCCGGUCCACGGACCGGGGGUUGAGGACCCAUGAGCUAGCUGACAUUUCCUCCUGCUAACACAGAUGAUGAUAAUUUGUCAGGGUCAUGACUUGAAUCAAAGCUUGUAGCUUUUCAAUUUUUAUUUUCUUUUUCCCUUUCUGAAUCUGAGCCAGGGAUGAUGUAAACUAGUCAGAGCUUGCUGGGGAACCCAAUGUUUUCCAUUCUGGGGAAUAGCAACACUGUAUAGCCAACACUGAAACAAGGUGCUUGCAAAACAACCAAAUUGUGUUUUUGUUCUCUUCCUCCUCGUUUCUCAAUGGCCAUACUGUGAAUGUUGUUUAAUAACCUUGGGUCUUUCCAUUAUGUUAUGAAAACUGUGGCAUGCACAAAAUAGUCCUGAAAAGCCAGGAAGGAUAUGUUUAAGAGUUGUCAUAUGUAAUAAAGAAUGAUUGUACUGUA